AUGGAGAACAUCAUCAGUCAGUGUCCAGAUGACUUGCUCUUGCGAAUAAUGUCAUGUAUUCCGACAAAAGAUGUCAUUGUCACGAGUCUUUUGUCCAAAAGAUGGCGAUAUCUUUGGAGAUCGGUGCCAAAACUUGAAUAUGAUUGUAGAAGCCAAAACAAAAGAUUCACACAGUUUGUUUACAGGUCUUUGCUAAAACAUAACGCUCCAGUUCUCCAGAGGUUGGAUCUCAAGAAUCUUAGUCUUCACCCUGAAUGCCGUGCCGUAGAUAUUGGACUAUGGAUUGAUAUUGCAGUUAGUCGUCAACUGCGUGAGCUUGAAAUUUCUAUUCAUUAUUCUGAGGAAGGAUCCUUCUGUUUGCCUAGUAGCUUAUACACAUGUGAAACACUCGAGAGCUUGUCACUCACCAUUAAAAGUUGUGUUCUUGUGGAUGUUCCUAUAGCAGUUUGUCUCCCUUCCCUCAAAAAAUUAUACCUAAUUAGGAGUUCCGGGUGCAUAGACAAUGCACAUGUUCUUAGGAUUAUAUCCGGUUGCCCUAAACUUGAGGAGUUGCGUUUAGCAAGACCUGAUGAUGGUGAUGGCGGCAAUAUGAUACAUAUGGCAGGCCACACUAUAGAAUUCACUAUUGAUGUGUCUUCCUCAAAAGGAUGGUCUUUUUUGGGGUAUGAGUUUGAUCAGAUAUUUGGAAAGGGUAGUAGAAAUGUGAUCAAGGCUCCUUUGAAGUACUUUUCUGUGUGUAAUUCUGUUCUUCUCGACUCCCGUCGGAGAAGGCCUGAUUUGGUCAUGGCACGUAUUGGGACUGCUAAUGGAUAUAUUACUCACAAGUAUCUCGCAAAGAUUACUAAGGUCAGAGGCCUUUAUCUAUGUUUAUCACUAUCAGAGGUUAUGAAUCCUUCUGAAAUGAUCUUUUGUCACCUUGUUGACCUUAAGAUAUGUACAUGUACUCAAGGUUGGUGGGAUCUUCUUACUCAUAUGCUCCAAGAUUCCCCUAAACUACAGUUUCUGACAGUCACCAAUGAACGUUGCCGUGGACUUGCUAGUAUAGAGAUCCCGUAUUGGUGGAAGGGGCCGAGUUCUAUUCCCGCUUGUUUGUUGUCCAGUCUUGAAGGUUUCAGGUGGAGUGGGUAUAAAGGGAGACAAGGAGAAAAAGAACUAGCAACAUAUGUCCUAGAGAAUGCUACUGGUUUGAAGAAAAUGAUUUUCUCUUCGGAAACAAUUGAUUUUAGAGAGAAGUAUAGGAUGCUCAAAGACUUAGCAUCUGUUCCUAGGCCUUCGCCAUCAUGUCGGAUUCUGUUCGACUGA
Capsella rubella is the source of this 1302-nucleotide messenger RNA. RefSeq names its product putative F-box/FBD/LRR-repeat protein At4g26350. The record is from RefSeq and is a predicted model, not a curated record. Gene Ontology annotation, molecular function: protein binding. The transcript has 3 exons. Bases 1 to 1302 code for a protein of 433 amino acids. Lineage: Eukaryota; Viridiplantae; Streptophyta; Magnoliopsida; Brassicales; Brassicaceae.